Molecule: messenger RNA, 1884 nt
Organism: Mesorhabditis spiculigera
Lineage: Eukaryota; Metazoa; Nematoda; Chromadorea; Rhabditida; Rhabditidae
Source: the annotation of a GenBank genome assembly
AUGAAUGAGCACUGGAAGCGCACCACGGAAAUCGUCCUAAAGGAGUUGACGAAAAUGACUAAAGACGACUAUAACGAGCAGUUGCGAAAGGCCAAAACCGUCGCGGUGAUGAAUAUCCUCAUAAAGGAAAAGCUUCUACCUCUCGCCCUCGAUGGCGUUGCGUACGACCGUGCUUCGUCGCUAUUUUCAAUGAAAAAGGUCGCCCCGCUGGUGACGAAGUUGAGCUUCACCGUAUUGGCCAAAUAUGGCUAUACAGACGACACAAAUUGUGAUGGCGUCGAGGUCCAAAUCCGGCCCGUCAACGAAGAUUAUUCGUUGACGACGGAUGAAGCUUUUAAAGCGGCUGGAGACCACAAUAUUAUUGAAUGGCUCGCGCUACUAACGUCACAAUAUGUCUUCAACAAGCCGGAAGAAUUCGUCGUAUAUCGCGACUCGUCAAUCUUCCUGUACGACCCGACGCAAGCAAAAUUCGCGCAAGAAGAUGUGCCGGCCUUGCCUGAUGGAAAAUACCUCGGAAUUGGGGCGUCGAAGUCUGUCAGUAUUGUUGAGGGCCCGGGGAGAAAAGGAUGCGGUCCAAUUUUGACAAUUGACGUCCUGAAAACGGCGUUUCACUACGAUGAGCAGCCCGCCCACGAAAAGUUGGCCGAAAUGAUGAAGGUUAGAGUCAACGACCUCGAAAAGAUCUACCAAAGAUUAGCUGCCAAACUCUCGGAUGCCGCUCAGCUGUUCAGAGGGCUAAGCCUCCAUACGACGCACACGAAGAAACCGUUGGAGGUGCGUCUGAAGAAAUUCUGGAACGGUCGUCAACAACCGUCGUUCGAGAUUGAAGGGCGAAAGCAAACGGUGGCUCAAUACUUUGCCGAAAAGUAUCAAAUAAAGCUAAAAUACCCCUCCUACUACCUCGUCGACGAUAAGGACCGCAUCUUCCCCCUUGAAACGUUGAAGUUGGCUUGGGUGUUUGAGGAAGCGAAGAAAGAAAAGAUCGAGUACACGCUAUGGCUGCAAAGCGACCGCCUUCACCUUCAUGCCGAGCUGAAGGCGCUGGAGCAAAGGCACCAGCUGCUGGCUCAGGACCUUCGUUUUGUGAGGACAACCGAACUCGGCAAGCGGGACACCUUCAAAAAUAUCCUGAUGAAGAUGAACUGCAAGCUUGGAGGCCUCAGCCAUAAAGUGGUCGAUACGAGUCGUAUCCUCAACCAGCGUGUCCUCAUCAUCGCGGUGGAUUUUUCCCAUCCGGCACCAACUGCCCCAGGCAAGCCGCCUGCAUCACCAUCAGUGUUGGGAUGGUCAGCAAACUGUGAACGCGAGAUGCAGUAUUUCACGGGCGACUUCAAAUUUAUCAGAAGCCGAGCUGCUGACGAACGCAGCACGAUCGAUGGGCCGUUGAAGGAGGUGUUCAAGGAAGCACUUUCGCGUUUCAAGAAAAGCCAGCGCAAUUUCCCGGAAUUUGCGGUGCUCUACCGUGGCGGUGUUUCUGAAGGCCAAUAUCCGACGCUGAUCAGUACGGAAGUGCCCCUCUUCGAACAGGCGGCAAGAGAAGUAAGCGAGUUCUUCCUGAACAGUCAUUACGCCUUCCAGGGCACCGCCAAAACGCCCAAGUAUACGAUUUUGAAGAACGGGAACGCCGUCGGGAACCUCAAAUCAAUGUCGGAAAUUCAGGCUUUCACCCACGCCCUGACGUUCAUGCACUCGAUCGUCAACCAGACAAUCACUCUUCCGGUGCCGUUAAAGGUGGCGGCUGAAUGUGCGAAAAGAGGAAACAACAACUUCCGCGCCGAGACUGAACUUCAUCUGCAUAAUGGUGUCGGGCUUGACGAUGUGGAGAUGCUCAACCGCGAGAUGGUAUAUUCCCGCAAGGAACUGUCAUCCAGGCGUUUCAACGCC